GGAACAUAAGUUUGUUUUAUGAAGUUUACCCUAAUUUCUCUAUUCAUUUUUCCUCAAAAUGUUGCGUUAAAGACACCAAACUUGGUCCCAAGUAUUACAAGGAACCUAACUUGUGAAGCUUUCGAAGAGAUGUUUCUCUAUCUAUAUCACACACACACACACAAAAACUAUCUUUCUCUUUCAAUGGUAACUUCUGCUAACUAUUAAGGCAAGUUUCCAUAUUGUGCUCCUCUACUGAUAUCAAUCACUGCUACAAAUAUCUCAUAUUUCCACAAGUUUUUACACAUUUAGGUUCUCCUCAAACUUUAAAAAAAGUUAACCGAAUCUAUACUUUCACAAACCUACCCAUUUCUUUUUUUCGUGUGAUGUGAGAAUUUUGGGUGAUAGGAAGAUGAAGACUAUAAGUGGUUUAGGGAUAGGUUUGAGUUUGGUGUGUGGGUUUCUUCUAUUAGCACUUGUUGCAGAAGUCUAUUACCUUCUGAGAUGGAAGAAGAAGAUCAUAAGCCAAGAAAGUGAAGAAGAGAAAGAAGAAGAGAAACAUGUUGGGUACGGUAAAGAACUUAUCCAGCUCCUCUGCUUCAAACAGCCUCAAUCUUUACAUGCCAACAAUGGCGGAAGAGAAGAAGAAGUCUCGAGGAAUCAAGAUUUAGAGCUCGGGCUGAUGAAACACUUGGGUGGAGGAGAUUUAGGGUUUGAAGCAGAGCUCAUGAAGCUUCAUAACCAGAGGCUUCUCUUCACAAUCAUCGAAGAGACAAAAGCAGAUUUAGAAUCUGAUGAUGGAGAAUCAAGAUCAAGAACAAGGAGCUUGAGUGAUAUUCAGCUUGGAGUAAAUGACUGUAAUACCCCUGGUUCUACUCCAUUAGCUUCUCCUUUGGAGUGUUACUCAAGCCAUGGACUCAAUCCUCUGUUCGAAACAGAGGGUGAGCUUGAGUUUAACAAGUUUUUCAGGUCGGCUUCUUCUUCUUCUCCUCCGCCGAAAUUCAAGUUCUUGAGGGAUGCUGAAGAGAAGCUAAGGAGGAGAUUGAUGGAAGAAGCCAAAAUUAGAGAACAAAAAGUGGCUGUAACAGAGGGUUCGUUUAUGAAGUUUAUGAAUCCUUCUAUGAUGAACAGAGGGGAGAAACAGAGUAAUCAAGAAUCUUUGUCCCCUUCUUCAGGUACAAAUCUUGGAAUGUUAGACCAGAGAUCCACACUGGUUGUUUAAUAUUUUUAGAGUUCUGUUCAGUAAUUUUAACUUUAUCUUUUUUUUUUGUUGAAAUUUUUAUAAGAAUUUCAGUUUUAAUUAUGUGAAUUAUUUUUUCUUUAUAUCAUUCUUAUUUUUUGAGAAUGAUUUCUUCUGUAUGUAUCAAUCUGAAAAUUU
Messenger RNA from Eruca vesicaria subsp. sativa (arugula), 1357 nucleotides. The record is from the annotation of a GenBank genome assembly. Lineage: Eukaryota; Viridiplantae; Streptophyta; Magnoliopsida; Brassicales; Brassicaceae.